This is a messenger RNA of Prunus mume (Japanese apricot), 4173 nucleotides long. The record is from RefSeq and is a predicted model, not a curated record. NCBI's taxonomy places the organism in Eukaryota, Viridiplantae, Streptophyta, Magnoliopsida, Rosales, Rosaceae.
AUUUCAUCUACGUGUCUUUGAUCUCACAAGGAAAUGGAUAUUGUUAUUUCAAUUGCGUCCAAAAUUGCAGAGUCCUUGGUGACACCAAUGGGCAGAGAAUUUGGCUAUUUAAUUUACUAUGAUACCAACAUGAAAGAUCUAAAGGAUGAACUUAAACAGCUUUUUGAGAUGAAAGAUGGGGUGCAAGAAUUGGUUAAUGUUGCCAAAAGAAAUGGUGAAGUUGUCAACUCUGAUGUUCAAAGUUGGCUAACAAGUGUUAACAAUUUAAUUCAGAAAGUGUUGCAUUUUGAGGAAGAAGUCAGCAUGAAAAGGCGAUGCUUAUACCGGUGGAACAUAAGUAGGAAAGCCACUAAGAUUACACAAGAUGUUCGUCAUCUCCAAAAACAAAGAACAUUCAAUAAUAAAGUUGCCCAUCCUGCACCUCCACCGAUGAUAUGGUCAACAUUCAAAGAAGGUUUUAAGGAUUUUAAAUCCAGAAUGACAUGUGUGAAUAGCGUGAUAGAGGUUUUAAAGAAUGAAGAAGUUAGAAUGAUUGGGAUUUGUGGUAUGGGGGGUGUGGGUAAAACCACAAUGGUGAAAGAAAUCAUCAAAAGAUUGGCAGGAUUGAAAGUAUUCGAUAAUGUUGUGAUGGCAGUUGUGUCCCAAAGCCCAAGCAUUCAAAAGAUUCAAUUAGAAAUUGCAGAGGAGCUGGGGUUUAAAUAUGACGAGAAUACCGAAAGUGGAAGAGCGCGAAGGCUCUACGGAAGACUCAUGGAAAUAAAUAAGAUCCUCAUUGUAUUAGAUGAUGUGUGGACAGAGCUCGAUUUUGAGGCUAUUGGACUUCCUUAUGGACCUCAUAAAGGGUGCAAAGUUCUGUUGACAUCGCGAAACUUGGAAGUGUGCAAUGCAAUGGGAAGUCAAGAAAUUUUUACAAUCCCAGUUUUAACACCAGAGGAAUCAUGGGAACUCUUCCGUGAAAUCAUAGGUAAACCCUUGGACCAUCUUGAUUUGGCUAAACGAGUCACAAAUGAGUGUGCAGGUUUACCUAUUGCUAUUUUAACUGUUGCGAAAGCACUAGAAAAUAAGAGGAGGCAUGAAUGGGUUGAUGCACUCAAACAGCUACAAAGUUCAGCUCCUGGAAGCAUCUCUUCGAUGAAUGACAAAGUUUAUUCAAGCAUACAAUGGAGUUAUGAUAGAUUGGAGAGUGAUGAAGCGAAGUCAUGCCUUUUGCUUUGUUGUUUAUUUCCUGAAGAUUAUGAUAUUCCAAUUGAAUAUUUGGUUAGAUAUGGAUGGGGUCGAGGGUAUUUUAGUAACAUUGAUUCAGUGGAAGAAGCAAGAAAUAGAGUGCAUUCUUUGGUUGACAAACUUCAAAGAAGGUUUUUGUUGCUAGAGAGCAAAUGGGGAUACCAUACCAAGAUGCAUGACAUAGUUCGUGAUGUUGCCAUAUCAAUUGCCUCAAGAGAUCCACAUAGAUUUCUAAUAAGAUGCGAUGCUGAAAAGAAAGGGUGGCCAAAGAUAUACGACCAUUGCACAACAAUCUCACUGAUACCAAUUAAUAUUGAUGAGAUCCCAGUUGGCCUGGAGUGUCCAAAACUUGAGCUUCUACACUUAGAAGGCGAACGUUAUUCGGAAAAUAGCAUGGACAUCAUGUGUAAAGGGAUGAAAGAGCUGAAGGUUUUAGCAUUGGUAGACAUGGGUGGGAUAUCAGCCUUGCCAAGGUCACUAGGACUACUGAAGAGCCUUCGAACCUUGUCCCUAAAUGGUUGUCGUUAUUUAACAGAUAUAUCUAAUGUUAUUGGAAGAUUAGAAAAUUUAGAGAUCCUCAGCUUUCGUGAAUGCAUUAACAUCUUAGAGUUGCCGAGGGAAAUUGGACUUCUUAAACAUUUAAGGUUGUUAGAUAUCACGGAUUGUGAUCGUCUUGAGAAGAUUCCACAUGGUCUCUUAUCGAGCUUAUCUAGUCUUGAAGAGUUGUAUAUGGAAAAUAGUUUUCGCAAAUGGGAACAAUCAGCAGCAGAAAGCGAAGAUAAGAGGAUGGCAAGCCUUGUUGAGGUGAUGUCUUUAUUGUCUAAUCAUUUGAAGGUUUUAGUCAUAGAUAUACCCGAUUUCAACUUCUUUCCAAAAGACUUGUACUUGACAAUCCAGACAACAAUAAGAUUCCACAUAUCCAACUCACUUGGACCAUCGCCGGUUAAAACUCCAUCAACAAGAGCUGGUUGUUAUGCAUUCGAAAAUAAGUUGGAUAUUGUUGAAAGUGAUGCAAGGGAAUUCAUGGAGAUUCAAAUUGUUCGUGUCUUAUUUAAGAAAUGUGAAGAUUUAUUCUUGAAAAGGAUUAAGAAUUUAAAGUAUGUCCUCAAUGAAUUAGACCAAGAGGGAUUGCAACACUUAAAAGUUUUAACAAUUUGGGAGUGCCCCGAGAUAGAAUACCUUGUAAAUGGAGCAACAAUAUGCCACGACCAACUUCCACAGAGCUCUUUUAUCAACUUAAGAUAUCUUGAAUUACUAUAUUGCCCUGUUUUAAAAUAUGUAUUUUCUCUAUCAGUAGCAAGCAACUUGGUUCAACUCCAAAGCUUAAGUGUUGCCAUUUGUCCCCAAAUGAAAGAAAUCGUCUCAAAGGAGUGGAGGGAACAUGAGACGGCAUCGGACAUCAUAGCUUUCCCUAAAUUAACAAAGUUGACAUUCGAAUAUCUAUCUGAUGAAUUUGUUGGUUUCUACGAAGCCAACAAUGAGGUAUGAACUUCAUAUGAUGAGCAUCAACCUUCUAGAAGCUUUGAAAGAGCAGUAUUUCCAUCAAAGUGCAUUUUAUGGUUACAAAAUCUAGAAGAAGUGGAACUACAAGAGGCCAAUGUAGAUGUGUUCUUUGAUCUGAAAGGCCAUAUGGUUAGGGAUGGGCAGGCAGUUCCAGCAUUUUCUCAUUUACAAAAUUUGUCCAUAUGGCAUUCUCGAUGUCGACACCUUUGGAAGAACAUUCCGCGUGGAUUCCAGGGCUUCCAAAACUUAAGAUAUUUAAACAUAGGAGGUGGUCAUGAUCUCCAAUAUGUGUUCCCACAUUCAAUUGCCAGGCUACUUGUGAAUCUUGAAGAGCUCAACAUAGCGAGAUGCUGGAGCAUGGAAACUAUAGUCAGAUCCGCUGAUGAAAAUGAAAAAGAGGAUCAGACGGGCAUGACUUUGUUUCCCAAACUAAAUAGUUUUGAUCUACGCCGGCUUCCGAGUCUUGAGAGUCUUUGUCCUGAUGCUUCUACUUCUUUAUGGUCAACCGCCAAAGUUAUGUCUGUGGAAAGAUGCAACAAACUGAAGACAUUGGCUUCAGUAAUUCCACAAAUAAAACAGUUGGAAAAAGAUUCAAUAGCUCAUCAUGAAGACGAAGACGAAGGUAUUUCAUCAGGAUCAUGUGGAUGUACACCUUAUUCAUGUGGCCCAAUGACCAAACCUACUUCAAGAAGAAAUAUUGUUCAAAUAUUGCCACGUCCAGUCAAUCAAGAGGUUGCACCAACAAAUCUUGAUCAAGACUCAAAUGAUUACGAUAAUCUAGAACGUCUUUCUGUACUAUCUUGUGAGUCAUUGGAAGUUGUUUUCCAACUCAAGGGACCAAAGGCUGUGGAAAGCCACAAUGUUCAAGCAUUCAAUAAGUUGUGUUACUUGCUAUUAGACAAAUUGCCAAGUUUAAUGCACGUAUGGGAAACGGGCAGUUCACAUCAUAUCACAGGCUUCGGAAACUUGACAUUCUUAAGUGUAUCCCACUGUGGCAGUUUGCGAUAUUUGUUCUUGUCAACUGUAGCCAAGCUCCUAGUCAAUUUAGAAGACUUAAAAGUUGGGAAUUGUGAGAAGAUUGAACACGUUAUUGCAGAAGCAGACACUGAAUGUGCUGAUCAGGAAAUUACAUUUCCUCGAUUGAAUUCCAUGACGCUUGACGAUCUACCAAACCUUAUGUGUUUCUCAACUGAAGCUUAUACUUUGAAGUUGCCAUCUUUGAUGGAAUUGAAGGUUAUAAAAUGUCCAGAUUUAAGAACAUUUGCUUCUAAGGUUGUCAACACACAUUCUGUAAUCCAAGUACACACAGAGUUGGGAAAGUCUGAGUGGAUGGGGGACCUCAAUAGCACUAUAGGGAACAUUCAUGAAAAAAGGGAAACACAGAGAAGUGCAGAGGUGAGUAUAUACAUGUUGCCAUCUCCAACUUCUAUAUUAAGGAAACACUGA